Messenger RNA from Sorex fumeus (smoky shrew), 787 nucleotides. RefSeq names its product nudix hydrolase 2 (gene NUDT2). The record is from RefSeq and is a predicted model, not a curated record. The transcript has 3 exons. Gene Ontology annotation, molecular function: bis(5'-nucleosyl)-tetraphosphatase (asymmetrical) activity. Gene Ontology annotation, biological process: ATP biosynthetic process; AMP biosynthetic process. NCBI's taxonomy places the organism in Eukaryota, Metazoa, Chordata, Mammalia, Eulipotyphla, Soricidae. Bases 43 to 486 code for a protein of 147 amino acids.
CCCGCCUCCUGCCUCCCUCCGCCGGCGGUUCUCACAUAGACCAUGGCCCUGAGAGCCUGUGGCCUAAUCAUCUUCCGGAGAUGCCCAGUUCCCAAGGUGGACAGCAGUGCCAUCGAGUUCCUCCUGCUGCAAGCGUCCAACGGCAUCCACCACUGGACUCCUCCCAAAGGCCACGUGGAUCCCGGAGAAAGUGACUUGGAAACAGCUCUGCGGGAGACGAAGGAAGAAGCCGGCUUAGAAGCAGACCAGCUAACCAUCAUUGAGGGGUUCAGAAAGGAGCUCAACUAUGUGGCCUGGGAGAAGCCUAAAACCGUGGUCUACUGGCUAGCGGAGGUGAAGGACUACGACGUGGAGAUCCGACUCUCCCACGAACACCAGGCGUACCGCUGGCUGGGCCUGGCCGAGGCCUGCCAGCUGGCCCAGUUUGAGGAGAUGAAGGCAACGCUCCGAGAGGGACACCAGUUUCUCUGUUCCACUGCGGCCUGAGUGGGCAGGAGCAGGGGCUCUGGCCACAGCAGGAAGUUGGUGGGCCUUCUGAGAUGACCCCUACCCCACCCUCCAUUCCACUGGAGGAAGGUGAUACCUUGUGGGGCUCACUCAUCCCAGCAGAGAGUAGACAGGGUAUGAAAUCAGCUCAGGAUUUUUGGAUGAGAAAGAGAGGGAGAGAGAGAAAAAACUAUAAACCUGAGCUUGGAAGAACGAAAAGCCAGGAGGAAUGGAAGGAUGAGAUUAGGCCCAGCUGGUGCAUCCUUGGACUUUAUCAAUAAACCUCAAGUGGCUGAUUGGA